AUGUGCCUCGGCGGAGAGAUCAAGCGAUUCCAGACUCUGGACUGCGCGCAGUUUUUCGACUCCGUUAGUUCAACGUGGACGCUGACGAAGAGUUUACCAUAUCCUGUAUGUGGCGCCGGCCUGUCAUCAGGCGACAUUCACAGCAACUUCCUGCGACGCGUCCACCGCUAUGAUCUCGAUCGCGACCUGUGGAGCGAAGUGGCGCCGAUGCAGUACGACCGCAACGGACAUUCAAUCGUCGCCCUGAACCACCGCAUCUACGCAGUUGGUGGAACUCCAAGUCGCACCGUGUUGCAAGCCGUGGAGCAAUACGAUCCUUCUGUAGGUCGGUGGGGUGGUGUAGCUGAUCUGCCGGUACGGCUGUAUAGACCCGCCGCAGUGGCAUACAACGGUCAUCUGUACGCAUCUGGAGGUUUGACAUCCGGUGGAAGCACACUCAGUACCACACUGACACUCCGCUAUGAUCCGCAAGCCCAUACCUGGAGCGAACUGGCCAGCAUGCCGACGGCGCGGUUUUGGUAUUUGGCAUGUGUGGGUCCCAACGGUCUGAUUUACGUUAUUGGUAGAUGA
This is a messenger RNA of Paramacrobiotus metropolitanus, 570 nucleotides long. RefSeq names its product kelch-like protein diablo. Gene Ontology annotation, molecular function: protein binding. The transcript has 2 exons. The coding region runs from base 1 to 570 and encodes 189 amino acids. Lineage: Eukaryota; Metazoa; Tardigrada; Eutardigrada; Parachela; Macrobiotidae. The record is from RefSeq and is a predicted model, not a curated record.